AUGAUUAAAGAAAUUCGGCGAGAAAUUCUGGAAAAAAUAACCCGUGUUUUAACAAGUCAAAAAGUGCCAGAUACUAUAAUUGAUAAAUAUGUAUUCGAAUUAGAUCGUCUUCUUUCCCAAAUGGUUCAAGAUUGUUCAAAUUCUUCUUCUAAUUCUUCUCUACUUCCACUGAACUCCUCAAAUUUAUCUAUUCAAAUAACUCCUCAAUCUCGACAUAAUCGUGCCGUAAUUUAUCAUUCUUUACCAAGUAAAUCAACACCACCAAUAAGAAAAUCAAUUGAAUGUCUUUAUAUGACUCCAACAGUAAAUAAACAACCAUUAUCAAUAACUCCACAUGGUCAUCGAACACUUAAUAAUGAUAGUCGACCGAAAUCAGCAUCAUAUGCGAUGAUAAAUAAUCGACAUUCAUUAUCAUCAACAAAUCAACCUCCAUAUACACAUAAAUUUCAACAAUUACCAAAUAAAAAUCAUAAAACAAGAACACAUAGAAGUGAAGAUGAUUUAGUAUUAGGUGUACAAACAAAAUCUAAUCUAGAUAAUGAUAAACAUCAACAAGAAAAAGUUCGAGUUUCAACAAAACAAUAUGAACAACAAACAAAUUCAUUACCUGGUUAUUCUCGUUCUAAAACUCGAAUGUCUGAUGGACAAUGUACGAUUUCACCAACACGAAUGAAUAAUGAAGAAGAAAAUGAUGAGAAAAAGGAAGUGAUACUAUCAUCAACAACAAGUCCUACAAUACAUACAAGUGGAAUUAAGAAAUUUGUCCUUAGUGGUUUAAAAUUAUUUGUUACAGCACCAUCACAAUCGAAAUGA
Messenger RNA from Adineta steineri, 813 nucleotides. The record is from the annotation of a GenBank genome assembly. Lineage: Eukaryota; Metazoa; Rotifera; Eurotatoria; Adinetida; Adinetidae.